Trichoplax adhaerens is the source of this 3096-nucleotide messenger RNA. RefSeq lists its product as uncharacterized. Gene Ontology annotation, molecular function: enzyme regulator activity. Gene Ontology annotation, biological process: proteasome-mediated ubiquitin-dependent protein catabolic process; regulation of protein catabolic process. NCBI's taxonomy places the organism in Eukaryota, Metazoa, Placozoa, Uniplacotomia, Trichoplacea, Trichoplacidae. The record is from RefSeq and is a predicted model, not a curated record. The transcript has 33 exons. The coding region runs from base 1 to 2922 and encodes 973 amino acids. Gene Ontology annotation, cellular component: nucleus; proteasome storage granule; proteasome complex.
AUGACCCUAACAUCAGCAGCUGGAAUUAUUUCCCUAUUAGAAGAAGAGGAUACGCAAUUAAAGAAUUUUGCUUUGAGUAAAUUAAAUGACGUUGUCGACGAUUUUUGGGCAGAAAUUGCAGAUUCCAUUGAAAAGAUUGAGGUAUUAUAUGAAGACGCUGGAUUCGAAUAUAGACAAUUGUCGGCACUUGUUGCGUCCAAGGUGUACUAUCAUCUUGGAUCAUAUGAGGAUUCAUUGACUUUCGCCUUGGGUGCUGGACCGCUUUUCGAUGUUAAUGCUAUAUCCGAAUAUGUUGAUACUACGAUAUCCAAAUGCAUCGAUCAUUAUAUUGGUUUAAGAGUGAAGAUAAUGGCGAGCGAAGAUAUUACAAUAGACCCUAACUUGGAGGACUUAGUUAAUAGAAUGUUUGCCAGAAGUUUUAAAGAAGGGAAAUUUAAGCAGGCUAGUUCUUCAAAUAUUAAUGAGCUCUUUGUAAACCAGGCGGUUGGCAUUGCUAUUGAAGCUCGGCGUAUUGAUGUAUUUGAAAAAGCUAUAACCUCAUCUAACAAUGUAGAAGAAAUGUUGGCAUACUCUUUUAAAAUUUGUAUGUCAGUAUUGGAAAAUAGACAGUUUAGAAAUGAGGCUUUGAGAGUGAUUGUGAGAUUAUACAAUCAAGCAUCGAAGAUCGACUACUUAAGCGUGUGUCAGUGCUUAAUUUAUCUGGAUGAUCCUGUGUCUAUAUCAACUAUUCUCACUCAGUUAAUCCAAUCGAAUAAUCAGGAUGACGUACUGUCUGCGUAUCAAAUUGCGUUUGACUUAGUUGAGAACGCAUCUCAGCAGCUCUUAUCAAAAAUUCUGAAAGAAUUCAAAACAACUCUAGAUGCGAACAAUACAAUGGAAGUUGAAAACAACGUCGAAAAUACGGAUAGUCCCUCUGCAGAACAAACCAACGAGUCUAAGGCAGACAAUCAAAAAUCAGAUUCGAAUGAGGAAAACAGGACGCAAUCGUCAUCUGAACAUAGCAAUAUGGAUAAAAUUUUGGAAAUAUUACGAGGUGACAUUACCAUAAAGUUGAUGUCAGAAUUUUUAUUUCGGAAAAAUCGUUCCGAUAUGCAAAUACUUAAGAUUACUAAGGACUACGCACGGAAUGGAAUGGCUCACACAGCCACUGUUAUAGCGAACGCGUUCAUGCAUUAUGGUACCAUGUCAGAUACAUUUUUAAGAGACAACUUGGAUUGGUUGGGUCGUGCGGCAAAUUGGGCCAAGUUUACAGCCACAGCUAGUUUAGGUGUUAUUCAUAAGGGUAACGAAAAGAACUCUAUCAAGCUUAUGUCACAUUAUUUACCGAAAGAUAACACUUCCAGUAAUGGAAUGCAGUCUGGUGGAGCAUUAUAUGCUUUGGGAUUAAUUCAUGCUAAUCACGGUCAUGGAAUCCUUUCCUACCUUCGUAAUCAACUAAAAGAAGCUGCUAGUCAGCCAAUUCGACAUGGUGCUUGCCUAGCGCUCGGUUUGGCUGCAUUAGGCACUGCUAAUCAAGAUAUAUAUGAUGAUUUAUACGAUUGUAUGAUUCACGAUGAAGCCGUAACAGGUGAGGCUUCAGGGUUAGCGAUGGGUCUAGUUUUGAUUGGGAGGAAAUCUCCGGAACCACUGGAAAAGAUGAUAACGGUACAUUGCGUAGAAAUUAAUAUUUUGUCAGAUGAUGUUAGCUGUGACCUAAUGAUUAUGUACGGUUGUCUAGAAGAGGCUGAUAUCGUCAUUGAAACACUUUGUGGAGAUGAGAAUUCUAAUUUGCGUUGCUCCGGAAUGUAUACUAUUGGUAUGGCAUACUGUGGUAGUGGGAGCAACAAAGCAAUUCGACAGCUAUUGAGGGUUGCUGUUAGCGAUGUUAACAGCGAUGUUCGGAGAGCUGCUGUUGUAUCUAUCGGAUUUGUGCUUGUUAGAUCUCCGGAGCAAUGCCCUAGCGUAGUGUCUUUGUUAGCAGAGAGUUACAAUCCUCACGUUCGAUAUGGAGCGGCUAUGGCACUUGGUAUAUCAUGUGCUGGAACUGGUUUGAAGGAGGCUGUAAAUAUUCUUGAGCCCAUGAUGCACGAUUCCGUAAACUUUGUUCGCCAGGGAGCUCUUGUUGCUAUUUCGAUGGUUCUCAUACAGCAAACAGAAGCCACAAAUUCUAAAGCUCCAACCGUAAGGGAAUACUUUACAAAAGUCAUUGCCGACAAACAUGAGGAUAGCUUAGCGAAGUUUGGUGCUAUUAUAGCUCAAGGCAUUAUUGAUGCAGGUGGACGUAACGCUACGAUAUCUCUCCUAACAAGAUCUGGGCAUGUCAGAACUGAGUCUGUAGUUGGGCUCCUGGUUUUUAGUCAGUUCUGGUUUUGGUUCCCGUAUUGUCAUUUCCUGUCCUUAGCGUUUACACCAGCUACCGUUAUUGCAUUAAAUUCUAACUUACAGAUGCUUAAAGUCGAUUUCAAAUCCAAUUGUAAGCCUUCCGUGUUUGGUUACAUCCCUUAUAUACAACCAUCAAAAGAAAAGCCGAAAGGAAAGAUACCUACCGCGAUUUUAUCGACAACAGCGAAGGCUUUAGCGAGAGCAAAGAGAGGAGAAGAUAUCAAAAGUGCAAUAAAAAGUGAAAGAAAAACCGAAGAACCCAUGGAAGUUGAUACGCCAUCGAAAACUGAGGCUAAACCCGUAGAGAAGGAAUUAGACUGGGAGUUGUUACCUAAUCCAGCACGUGUACUUCCGGCACAGUUGAAAUACAUCGAAUUUCCUAAAACUGACCGCUAUGCUCCUUUAAAGAAAAGUAAUAAAGGAGGAAUUGUCAUGAUGAAGGAUCUAACACCUGGCGAGAGCCAAGAAACAUUAGAACCUUUACCAGAUGUUAAUAUUCGUAGUAUAGACGAAGAGGAAGAAGCGGAACCACCUGAGCCUUUUGAAUACGAGGAAGAUUAAUUUUUUUGAACUUAGUCAUCACGUAGAAUGGCUGCUAAUUUUUGAUCGAGGUUGUCAAUAAACUUAUACUUGUAUUUGUGUAAGUUACUUGCUCGUAGAAGCAAAGUUUGUUUAUUAAAUUUCUGUAUUAUUUGCCUUGCUUAGUUUCGAACUGUGACAAAUUGAUUAAGUUCG